Messenger RNA from Helianthus annuus (common sunflower), 1347 nucleotides. RefSeq lists its product as uncharacterized. Lineage: Eukaryota; Viridiplantae; Streptophyta; Magnoliopsida; Asterales; Asteraceae. The record is from RefSeq and is a predicted model, not a curated record. Bases 115 to 1218 code for a protein of 367 amino acids. The transcript is spliced from 6 exons.
GAAUUUUAAUAGCAGGCUGAAUCAUGCCGGCAUUCCUCCAAGCUUCACUAUUUAUAGUACCCAUAAGUGAUCAAAAUUCAAAAGCCAUACCAGCUCUAUUUUCCAGCACCAACAAUGUCGGAAGCGGUGAACAAAUCCGAUUCCUCCUCCGGUUCAAUUCUAGGAGUCAUAAAAAUAAUACUACUUGUAUUACUUGUGGGAUUCUCUGCAUGGGCUUAUCAGACAGCUCUCCCAACACCUCCCAAGAAGUUGGGAUCUCCAGAGGGCCUUCCGAUUACAUCCCCGCGAAUACAGCUUCGUGAUGGAAGACAUUUGUCUUAUGUAGAAUACGGUGUCCCUAAAGAUGUAGCCAAAUCUAAAAUAAUAUAUGUCCAUUGCUUCGGUUGUAGCAAGUACCAUAACCCUUUUGCAUUCACGGCCUCACGGGCCGUAGUUGAAGAACUAGGGGUAUACAUCGUUGCGAUAGAUAGGCCUGGUUAUGGAGAGAGUGAUCCGGAUCCAAAGCGCACUGUGAAGAGCUUUGCAUUGGAUAUUGAGGAGUUUGCGGAUCAUUUGAACCUAGGACCGAAAUUUUAUGUGGCUGGGUUCUCUAUGGGUGGCCAGAUUAUGUGGUCUUGUCUCAAGUAUAUCCCUCAUAGACUAGCAGGAGCGAUUCUUAUUUCUCCUGCUGUCAAUUACUGGUGGCACAACCUACCUUCAAGCUUAACAAACGAAGCAUAUUCUAAGCAACUUCAACAAGAUCAAUGGUCUUUGCGUGUCGCACACUAUCUACCAUGGUUGACCAAUUGGUGGAACACUCAGACAUGGUUUCCUGGUUUUUCGAUCAUAACUGGAACACCUGUCGUUUAUUCUUCCACGGACGUGGAAACUCUAUCAAAGUUAUAUGCUACAAUGGAUCCUAAUCUGGGAAAGUUGAUGGCAUUACAACCAAGACAGCAAGGAGAAUUGGUGUCUAUCCAUCAUGACUUGAAUGUUGGAUUCGGGAAGUGGGAAUUUGAUCCAGUGGAUCUAGAAAACCCAUUUAUAGACAAUAAUGGAUCUGUUCAUCUAUGGACGGGUGAUGAAGACCUCAUGGUGCCUGUGACACUGCAACGUUAUAUAGCUCGACAACUUGGAUGGAUCAAGUAUCAUGAGGUCGCGGGUGAAGGACACAUGUUUGCGUUUAAAGAUGGGAUGGGUGAUGCUAUUCUCAAAGAGUUUCUUAACAAUAAGAACUAGCUUUAUAAUGGUGCGUUGUGGACAAACUAGAAUAAGUUGUUUCGUCUAGUAUAGUUGUAUGAGCGUUGUAUCUAUAGCUUAAUAAUAAUGACAGUUUUCAUCUUACUAUAUUUCGUUCUAUGUGCUUAA